GCAUGUGCGCCUGAUUCGUAUGCGCUAACCGCCGUCGUGCACCGGGCCUCUCGUGGUCGGCGGCCGCUCCGCCCACCACCUCCCUGGCCGCCUCUACUCUAUCUCUUUUGUCUCGGUUUCCCCUGGCUCUCCACGAAACUUUGCUAACGAUUCCAACUGCCGGGGGCACGGGCCGUUGGUUGGGAUGGGCCUAUAAGUAGCUGGCCUCGGCGCGCCGCUCCCUUCACAGCCAAGCAACUCUCGAUCCCGUCCCUAAUCAGCAGCUCGAGCUCGCUUUAGCUUGAGAAGCAGCGCGUGUGUUUGCAGCAAUGGCGGCCGCCAAUGUCCUCCUCGUCCUGCUCUGCUCAACCUUCUGCUUCCUCGCCCGCCGGGCCGCCGGCGACUACGGCGGGUGGCAGAGCGCCCACGCCACGUUCUACGGCGGCGGCGACGCGUCCGGCACAAUGGGCGGGGCGUGCGGGUACGGGAACCUGUACAGCACCGGGUACGGCACCAACACGGCGGCGCUGAGCACGGCGCUGUUCAACGACGGCGCCUCGUGCGGGCAGUGCUUCGAGCUCCGCUGCGACAACGCCGGCCAGUCGUGCCUGCCGGGCACCAUCACCGUGACGGCCACCAACUUCUGCCCGCCCAACUACGGCCUGCCCAACGACGACGGCGGCUGGUGCAACCCGCCGCGCCCGCACUUCGACAUGGCCGAGCCGGCAUUCCUCCAGAUCGCGCAGUACCGCGCCGGCAUCGUGCCCGUCGCCUACAGGAGGGUGCCGUGCGUGAAGAAGGGCGGGAUCCGGUUCACCAUCAACGGCCACUCCUACUUCAACCUGGUGCUGGUGACCAACGUGGCCGGCGCCGGCGACGUGCAGUCCGUGUCCAUCAAGGGCUCCGCCACCGGGUGGCAGGCCAUGUCCCGCAACUGGGGCCAGAACUGGCAGAGCAACUCGCUCCUCGACGGCCAGGCCCUCUCCUUCAAGGUCACCGCCAGCGACGGCCGCUGCGUCACCAGCAACAACGCCGCGCCGGCCGGCUGGCAGUUCGGCCAGACCUUCGAGGGCGGCCAGUUCUAGCGGCCCAGCCCCGCGCCGCCGCCGUUCGACGAGGAUCCAUCGGUCGGCGUUCGGAGAAGGAAAACCGGCCGGCCUCUUCGCCGUAGUAAAGAAGAGAGCCCGCCGGCCAUUCUGAGGCUGCUUAUCAUUAGCACCCGCUUAGGCCUUUCCUUCUCCGACGACGACGAUGAUGAUAGGAUUAAGUUAUUUUUCUGUAUCAGUGAUUGUGUAGCCUUGGAUUAUGGGGAUUAAAAAAAAGAACCUGCAGGGCCAAUUAUUGUAGGGCAAGCUGCAGGGGAGUGUGUGGUGUCGUGUUCGUGUAACUUUUGUUGUUACAUGGGUUGGGUGAUCUAUCACCGAUGGCACCUUGGGACCGUGCCCAAUGCUUAUUUAUGGCCGGUCUGAACGUGCAGUAUAUAUGGUAUGCUUUGUGCUUUGUUGAUCUUCA
Panicum virgatum (switchgrass) is the source of this 1491-nucleotide messenger RNA. Its product is annotated as expansin-A2. The transcript has 3 exons. Gene Ontology annotation, cellular component: extracellular region. Gene Ontology annotation, biological process: plant-type cell wall organization. The coding region runs from base 309 to 1064 and encodes 251 amino acids. NCBI's taxonomy places the organism in Eukaryota, Viridiplantae, Streptophyta, Magnoliopsida, Poales, Poaceae. The record is from RefSeq and is a predicted model, not a curated record.